AUGCCAUCAUAUGACCACCAACCGAAAUCCUCUAAGAAAGGCAGGGUUAUAAAAUCUGCAUUUGAUAGUGAGAGCUUCGAAUCAGACGGCUCGAUCCACGUUGAGGGAUUGGUAGGAUCUGCGACGAUAUCCCCAUCAGGUCGCGAUAUUGCCCUUGCCUCUCCUGAUGGAUUGGCAAUCAUUGAUUUGGACUCUCCAUAUAACCCCCCUCGGCGGCUGAAAAGUCACGGGUUACCAUGGCUUGUCUGUGACGUGCAAUGGUCUCCAUUCGCAAUUCGAGAUUACUGGGUCGUGUCCACGGCCAACCAUCGUGCUCUAGUAUGGAACCUCAACUUAAGAGAAGAUUCCAACUCGGGCGCCAUAGAGCACUCGCUCCAAGGCCACAGCCGUGCCAUCACCGAUGUCAACUUCUCGGCUCACCACCCUGACAUACUGGCUACUUGCUCAGUGGACGGGAAUGUCCAUUGCUGGGACCUUCGACGGCCCAAGCAACCAGCUCUCACGUUCUGCGACUGGUUUUCUGGAGCUACACAAGUCAAAUUCAAUCGCCAGGAUCCUCACAUUCUCGCCUCUGCCCAUGAUCGCUUCCUACACAUUUGGGAAGAUAGGAAAGCCUCUGAACCAGUCAAUUCUAUCAGCGCGCACACUUCCAAGAUUUACGGCAUAGACUGGAACCGCAUUCGUAGCACUGGUAUCGUAACAUGCUCUCUUGACAAGACCAUUAGAUUCUGGGAUUACGGCAAAGGCCCAGACGAGCAGUUGGAACACGUCAUUCGCACCGACUUCCCGGUUUGGAGGGCUCGGCACACCCCCUUUGGAUGGGGUCUACUGGCCAUGCCUCAGAACGAACCAGGUGACUUGUAUCUUUAUGACCGACUAUGGUCGGAAGACUCGCCCGUCGAGAAUACCCCCAACCCCGUGGCUGUGUUUCCGGGCCAUGGAGCUAACAAAGCCAAGGAGUUCUUGUGGAGGGCUCGGGGUAACAUAUCAAACGACGGAAUAGACAAUCGAGAGUUUCAACUGGUGUCUUGGGGCACUGACAAUGAGUUGAGGCUGCAUUGCCUUGAUGCCAGCCUUUAUUCCGCCGUCGGCCAUGUCAAGGGCGGACCAGCAAGAAAGGGCUUAAGCCUGACCAGGCAAGGCGCAGCAUAUAAGACGUUCCGGACUGUCGACGAUAGCGCCACUCGUGAUCGCAAAACCGGGACGAUGAGUGACCAUCGAGCUAUUACUGGCCUGGCGCAGCAGAGGCAAAGCGCUGCUGCAUUGGGACUGCAAUGCGGUGGAUACGCGAAUCGCCAUCCUCAACCGGCAUGGCGAGGGCCAUCAAUGAAGGCCAAGAUCGACCACGGCAAGCAUGUGGAUAGAACUCAGGCUCAAUUAGGAUGGAUGAAGGGAAUCACAAUGACCAGACGGAAGCCCUCCGCGGACCAGUCCAGGCGACGUACUUUUUCCAAAGAUCAUGGUCUUUUGGGCCAUCAUUACCCCGACGAUGAAUGGGGACAGCCUGAUACCAUCCAAGAGGAGCUGCUUCGGAUCAGCACACAGAUCCCAAAAGUCAAAUGGGAAAAUAUUGACAUGGAAAAUUUGACGCUAAAUGCGUCCCUCACGGGACCGUGGGGCUAUGAUGGGGAGCCGAUUUUCGUCAAAGUCAAGAUCGACGUCCCGUCGGAAUACCCCAAGCUCAAAGCGCCCAAGUUUUUUAUUGAAAAAACAUCCUUUAUGCCCGAAGAUACGCACAAAAAAAUCACGAGAGAAAUCCAUCAACUGGCCGAUCAAUUUUUGCAUCGAAAACAGAACUGCUUAAAGGUCACAUUUACAUACUUGCUAGGCGAAGUCGACUUGGAGUCUAGCACAACGUUUUUCAAGAAUGUGCGGGAUCUCGACGAUGAUGAUAUCUACGCCCUUGCAGAUGAAAGCUCUAGUGAUGAAGACGAGGACAUCCCUGCCGGCGGUUCUGCUUCCAUGUCUCAAGAGCUUCCUCACGCGGACGCGGAUACCGUACUUGCUCCGAUACCACACCGUAAUUUCAUCCCACCCCCACCUAGAACUUGCGGUGCUCGCUUUCUACCUGAUGGCCGACUGGUGUGCUUCUUCCCUUCCAAAGAAGUCAAAGCUCGAGCCCUGUUCUCGACGUCCGCGGAACUCUAUAGCAAGGAGCGGUCUAAAGGAGAGCCCUUCUUCGCAGGAUUCGGACGCCUGACGUACGGCACACCUUCCAAGCACAAAUAUGCGACUGACGAAGCGUCUGCCACGGACGACCAAUCAGAUAGCUUAGAUAGCGAUGUAUCGUCGUCGACCUCCAAUGAUUCCGAUUCGACAUCGAUUCACAGGAUGAACUUUUGGUACAGUUCAAAUAGGCAGCUUCGAAAAACUUGGAGUGAAGACCGAUCCGUGCGAUCUAGCGGAGGUGGUACUGGCGCGGGAACCGGAACAGGUACAGGCACUAGUAGGCGCCGAUUCGGACGCCCACGAAACCUCGUCUCUAUCCAUGACUUGCGAGCUAACUUGCCGUCAAAGAGGGAAUUCGCUGAAGAGUAUGCCAUUUUUGGCGAUGGAGCUGAUGUUUGCGAACACAAUGCGCGAGUCGCCGAGAAAUAUGGGCAUGACGAGCUUGUGGACGUAUGGCGCUACCUGGCACUUUUGCUGACCAAAGGAAUUCCCCUCGAGGUGUUAAGUCGUGAGAACAACCAAGCGUCGGUUUUGGUCAUUGCGAGAGAGGGGGUGUCCAAGGUUGCGAAAAGUCGCCAUCUACAGGCGGAAUCUGCGACCGUAGCAGACAACAAUGGCCUUUUAGGCAGGGUCAAAUGGGGACAACACCCUCUUGCCAAAGAAUUCAUCAUGAAACUUUUUGAUCAUUUCGAAAGGCUGGCGGAUAUCCAGAUGCUAGCGAUGCUUUCAUGCGUGUUUCAUGAGCCGUAUACAGACGAAGGUGUGGCCUACGCCGAGUCACAUCUACCGAAACAAGAGACGCCCCUGCCCCUCAAAGCUCCUUCGUUCUUUUUGGAUUAUUUUCCUACUGACGUAUCAGCAUGGCAACGGAGUGCUCACAGUCGAAGUCAUACAAACUCGGCAGCGACAACUCCUGGCGCGCUCCACACUCCCGUUCAGUUUGCUGGAUCUCAUACAUCUGACGAGUUUCUAUGGAGUGGCGACCCAGGAAUUAACUCGUACUCUUGCAGCGAGACGCCCCCCCUCAAAGGCAAGCCUCUACUGGGAGAGAGCGAGACUUCGGCACCGGCGUCUCGAUCCCCUGCGAAUCGGGGGAUCUUGCGAGGAAACUCUGGGCUCGCGGCAGCCUUCACGGCAACUCUUCCCAAGUCAUUUAUCGGUGGUGGUUCCUCGUCACCGCCAAACCAGAGUAAUCAGGCGCGCAAGAGACCAAGCCCCGCUGAAUACAUCAUCAACAGUCUCGUUCCGGCCGCCAGCACUUCUGGCACAUCGGCUCAGGGCCUCACGAAUGCUUCAGGCGAGUCCGGUGGUGGCAGAACUUCGUUGUCGGAGGAAGACUGUAGGCGAGACGACAUAUUGCCGUUGAUUCCUACAUCGGUGAACAUAAUACAGACAGACCAGUCCGUUUUCGACGAUGACGGCUGGUUGAACACACCGCUACUGGAUUGCAGUCGAUCAGAAACUUACGCGCGAUAUCGAUAUGCCUAUGCCGAGAUGCUGCAGAUGUGGGGCCAACCUCUGGCACGGCUCGAAGUCCUGAAAUUCAAUGUACUACGAGAAGACUCAGCCAUAGCCGUAACGGAUGGUAGCUUCCAUGAUUCAACGACCCUACGAGAGGGGGCGAACGGUACCAUGGGUCAUCACAAGACUGGGUCAUCGCCCAUUGCGAUGGGUAAGAAGGAUCAACUUCAUAAUCUAGUGGCUUCUGGAUGCGGCUUGGAUGUCACGGGAAUUUGUCGUGUCCACGAGACUCAGCUGGAGCCGACUCGCUACACGUCCUCUCACCAGAACAGCAUCGUCCAGGCUAGGAGAAGUGCGUCUAGGCAUUACAGUGUGCACGAAGCGAGAUGGAAACCACCGGCUCUAAUCACGAGAGCCUUGGGCAUUAAGUACCUACCUAGCGCAGGCAAGCUGCUUGCCCAUGAGGGAACAGGUCAAGAACCCUUUCUUGAACGAUUGUAG
Molecule: messenger RNA, 4131 nt
Organism: Ustilaginoidea virens
Lineage: Eukaryota; Fungi; Ascomycota; Sordariomycetes; Hypocreales; Clavicipitaceae
Exons: 4
Coding region: 1-4131 (1376 amino acids)
Molecular function (GO): protein binding
Source: RefSeq, a predicted model, not a curated record